This is a messenger RNA of Vigna unguiculata (cowpea), 2947 nucleotides long. RefSeq lists its product as uncharacterized. Gene Ontology annotation, molecular function: deSUMOylase activity. The record is from RefSeq and is a predicted model, not a curated record. Gene Ontology annotation, cellular component: nucleus. Gene Ontology annotation, biological process: proteolysis; protein desumoylation. Lineage: Eukaryota; Viridiplantae; Streptophyta; Magnoliopsida; Fabales; Fabaceae.
GGAGGAGAGGCCAAAACACCGUGAGAAAGUUGGCGGAAAGGCGGCGACAGCGUGAGCAACUCGAAGGAAAGGCGGAGACAGGGUGAUGAAGUGUGUGGAAAGGUGAAGGCAGCGUGAGGAAGUCGGCGGAACAGCGGAGAGAGACUGAGAUAGUCGGAGGAAGUCGAGACAGAGAAGUUGCGGUGUUACAGAAGCGAGGCUGGAGGCGGUGACCGUGAGAGGACACACCUGCGACAGCGACGAUAGCGGAGGGGAUCGAAUGCAGUGGAAGCGAGUCGACGACAACGACAACCAACCUACCGGAAGCCGUUCCGCAACACUGUUUUAGUGUAAGGUUCGUGUUUUAGAACGUCACCAAUCGAAAAGGUUUAAUCUUUGGGGGAAAAACGUUUAAUUUUUUUUUCAAGUUUGGUGCAACAUUGUUUGACAGAGUCGUUGGUAUAUUCUGGUUUGCAUUGUGGUGUCGUUUUGUAGUCUUAAUUUUGUAGUGGCAUGUUGUGGUGUUUGACAAUGUUGUGCGUUUGGAGAACACCAAAAUUUUUCAUAGCAGCACAUUUGGGGGUUUUUUAAUAUUAUGGUGGCCGAAUGUUACUGAGUUAUGGUUGGAUAUGGAAAAUAGGAAUUUUUUAUGUUUCAGGGGCUGGGCUUUGGUGUUUGAUAUUGUUGUUAUUGUUUGUUAUUUUUGGAAUUUUUUUUGGUUUCUGUAAUUAUUUGAUACUAUGUCUUUCAAGGAUGGCAGGUAAAGGACAAUCUGAUGAGAAGUGUCGGUUGCGGACCUUUUGUUACACGAAGUACAUUGUUCAAAUUAACGGCUUGCUUUUGGAUAGCCAUCGUGCAAGGCUACAAGAUACACCAUUCCAAUGGUGUUUGCAGAUAGUGAAACCGUUCCAAAUAUGUAAUCCCCUUAUGCUGGAGAUGCUGAAGCGAUGGUUACCGGCUCAGGAAUCUUUUCGUGUCAUGCAACGGUGUAUUCCAUUAAGUUGUGGUGAUAUCUCCAUGUUCUUAGGAUUGGGUGGUGUUGGGGUGGAUGUGGAAUUUGAAAAAAAUAUAUAUGGUGUUGUGGGGUCAGUUAUGAAAGAUAAAUUACCAACAGUUGAAAAUGUUAUUAAUGUCAUUAAGAGUUUGUUAGAGGGUGAGUUUGUUCAUGUUGAUAAUGUUUGCCGAUUGUAUAUUUUAGUUUGUUUUGCUGUCCUAUACUUCCCUAGGAAUUCAAGAACUAUUUGUAAUAUUCCGUUCAGUGUUUUAGACAAUAUAGAUAGGUUGUCCACUUACAACUGGGGUAAAGCAGUCCAUACGUAUCUGGUAAAAAGUUUAAGUCGUGCCUUUUUGGCACUUGGUCAAACGAAAAUCUGCUUAAGCGGCUCAACAAUAGUUUUGCAGUUGUGGGCCAUAAAACGGCUUCGAUUAUGUGCGUCAGAUGCAGAGAUUGUUUUUCCACGAAUUUUGGGCUAGACGGACUUUCAAUUAAAGAGAAGACGCGUUGAGAAGUUAUUUCAAGAGACCCAUAUUUUUUUGAAAUGGAGGUUGAGAGAAGAAGACCAUGACAAUGAAAUUAUUCGAGAAGCCUUGCAACUUGGACAUGAAGGGCAAUCUAAAAAAGCGCAUGUAGAUAACAAGGCUGCGUCGACGCAAGACUUGUUAAAGAAGCUGCGAAAACAUGGAAGACGACUACGGAAGUUGAAGAAGCACAUGACGGAAUUGCGUGAAGAAAUAUUGUCUAGAUCUUAUGUAGGGGAUGAAGAAGAUGGAGAAAAUGUUGACGAGAAGGGUGCAGAAGGUCUACACAAAGAAGCCGAUGUUGAGGUUGAGGUUGAACAGCGUGAUCAGGAGGAUGAAAUUGGUGAACGUCUUCAUAAAGGUUUUGAUUUGAACUCCGAAUCUGAUGUUGAACAGUUUGGGGAGGUUUUAGCACUUCAAGUGAUUGCUCCAUAUGAUCCACAACAGCCAUCAUUUGAUUCAUUAGGGGUUGACUUGAUGAAGUUGUACCACACUGUUACUUAUGCCCGUACUCUUUAUAGGUUGGUGGCCAAUAUAAAUGGCCAAAUUUUGGGUACCUCUAAAUGCUCUGGUUUUGCUCCUGGCAAAAUGGUGGACAAUAUGGUUGUUUUGUUCGGUGCAAGCACAAUGAUGUACUUUCAACGACGUAAAUAUGGUCAUGUCAAGCGAGUAGCUUUCAAUCCGUUAUAUGCGAGUCAUGUUCUUAACGACUCACGAAGGAUGAAGAUUAAUAGACGGCAAUGGACAUUGAAAGACUAUGAGGCUUACUUUCGUGCAGGAUUGAUUUCUGUGGAGGAUAUUGUGGAUGCUGAUUUUUUGUUUGCCCCGAUGGUGCAUGAAGGUCAUUGGUGGUGCUAUGCUGUAAAUUGUCAACAGAAGAAGCUUUAUGUCUUGGAUUCAAUUGGACAUUCCAAUAAAAAUCGCAAAAGAGUAGAUAAUGCCAUUGCUUAUAAUAUGGGAUUGCUUUUUGGUAUGCUGUUGAAAUGUGGUGAUGAAUAUCUAAUCUUUGAAGCAGAAUGCCAGAAUACUCCUAUUCAACCAAACUUGUAUGACUGUGGGAUUAUUGUUCUUCAAAUGAUGGAGUUGUGGGAUGGUCAGAAGAAAUUUGAUGGCAAUACCAUGCCUGACUACACCAAUGACCAACUACAACAGAUUAGGCAGUAAUACAUAUGGAAAUGGAUUUUAGAUGUAGACAACAUUCAGAGGCAAGAUGUGCUGCAGUAUUAUGACUUGUUAGUUAGACGUUAGGGUUUGGUUAACAUUUGACCUCAUACUGACAUUGAAUGUGAACAACAAGAUUGAAUUUAACUUUUUGUGUUGUAAUGAAGUACAUGAAUGUACAAAAUUGUUAUGUAGAUCCCUGUAAUUAUUUGAUGGGUCCCCUCUUUAACCUGACUGUUGGUCUUGUGUGCUUCAUUACAAAAUGUUAAGACUCUGUAUUUAUGUUUUA